AUGGGUUUAUGUACGGAGAUCAAAAAGUUUAUUUUGAUUGCUUUAUUAGUUCGCCAUAUUGAUUUUAUAUCGUCCUCUUCAUUGUUCUCAUCUGGUGCACAGGUAUGCAUUCUUCACCAUCAUGCGCGUAAUUUUACCAACUCAUCGUUGUCAUCCGGUAUCAAUAACCCUGAUAUGUUAAAAGAUUGUUCAUCGUUAAAUAAAUUAUUGAUAGAACUGAAUACACAUGCGAAACUUGUGUUGGCAAAUUUAAAUACGUUAAGAAAACAAAAAGAAUUAUGUGAUGUAUUACUGAUCAUUGGACAGUCAAAAAUUCCAGCACAUCGAGCCGUUUUAUCAGCUUGUAGUCCCUAUUUUAAAGCAAUGUUUACUAGUGAAUUAGCUGAAAGUCGUUUAACGGAAAUUGUUAUUCAUGAUGUUGAUGAAAGUGCAAUGGAUUUACUCAUUGAAUUUUGUUAUAGUUCAACAAUUUUAGUUGAUGAAAAAAAUGUCCAAACAUUAUUACCAGCAGCUUGUAUACUACAGAUUCAAGAAGUUCAAGAUACAUGUUGUGAGUUUUUAAAAGCUCAAUUAGAUCCAUCAAAUUGUCUAGGUAUACGAGCAUUUGCUGAUACACAUUCAUGUAGAGAAUUAUUAAAAAUUGCUGAUAGAUAUACACAACAUAAUUUCAAUGAAGUAAAAGAAAGUGAAGAAUUUUUAUUUUUACCAGUAAAUCAAUUGAUUGAUAUAAUAUCAAGUGACGAAUUAAAUAUGACCAGUGAGGAAGACGUGUUUAAUGCCGUAAUGCAUUGGAUACAAUGUAAUACAGAACAGAGAAAACAAUAUUUAUCACAGGCAUUGGAACAUGUUCGUUUACCAUUGAUGAAUGCAAGAUUUCUUGUUAAUACAGUUAGUUCACAUCCUCUAAUUCGAAGCGAUCAAACAUGUCGUGAUCUUGUUGAUGAAGCAAAAGAUUAUUUAUUAUUACCUCAAGAGAGAUUAAAUAUGCAAGGCCCAAGAACACGACCAAGAAAACCAAUUAAACCGGGAGAAGUAUUAUUUGCGGUUGGCGGUUGGUGUUCAGGUGAUGCUAUUGCCAGUGUUGAAAUGUAUGAUCCACAAACGAAUGAAUGGCGUGCUGUUGCUCAAAUGAGUAAACGACGAUGUGGAGUAGGCGUAGCUGUAUUAAAUAACUUAUUAUAUGCUGUCGGAGGGCACGAUGGAACCAGUUAUUUGAACAGUGUUGAAAGAUUUGAUCCACAAACAAAUCAAUGGAGCAGUGAAGUAUCACCAACGAGUUCAUGUCGAACAAGCGUCGGUGUAGCUGUGUUAGAUGGAUGUUUAUUUGCGGUUGGAGGACAAGAUGGAACAUCUUGUUUAAAUCUCGUAGAAAAAUAUGAUCCGACAUUACAACGUUGGAUUCGUGUGACAUCAAUGUGUACAAAACGUUUGGGUGUGGCCGUAGCUGUUUUAGAUGGAUAUUUAUAUGCAAUUGGUGGUUCGGACGGUCAGUGUCCGUUAAGUACAGUUGAACGAUACGAUCCAAAAAUGAGUAAAUGGUCAGCUGUAGCAUCGAUGACAACACGUCGUAAACAUCUAGGAUGUGCUGUGUAUAAUGGUUAUAUAUAUGCUGUGGGUGGUCGAGAUGAUGCCACAGAAUUAUCAACCGCCGAACGUUAUAAUCCAAAAACAAACCAGUGGAGCGCAGUUGUGGCCAUGAAUUCGAGGAGAAGUGGAGUUGGCUUAGCUGUUGUUAAUGGUCAUCUGAUGGCUAUCGGAGGUUUUGAUGGUUCAGCAUAUUUGAAAUCCGUUGAAUUGUAUGAUAGUGAACAAAAUUCAUGGAAAUUAAACGGUGGAAUGAAUUAUCGACGACUAGGUGGUGGUGUCGGUGUAAUUAAACUACAUCACUUGGAUUCUAUUUUAUCGGUGUUGAUAACCAAUCCAGAUGAUAUUAAAAAUCGACCAUUAUCGAAACUGGUUGACUUAUAA
Messenger RNA from Didymodactylos carnosus, 1968 nucleotides. The record is from the annotation of a GenBank genome assembly. NCBI's taxonomy places the organism in Eukaryota, Metazoa, Rotifera, Eurotatoria, Philodinida, Philodinidae.